UCAACACAAUAAGCAAACAAUACAUAUUGAUUAAUGCGGAGAAGCAGCGUCUCAUUUUUACAUACUUAUUUAUUAUCUAACAAGCUGGAUCGGAGUAGCGUGAGAAAUACUGUCACUAAUUAAUCAAGAAGUUUUAUUCUAGUUUAUUUUACCCUUUGCCGACUUAAUAUAAAAUUUCAAUUCGUUCAACAUUUUCUUACAUCACGAAAUUGUUGAGAAAGUUUUGAGGGAGCUGAGCCUGAACAAUCCGGUCAUUGUUAAGGUAGUUCAGUUUUGGGUAGCAGUUAACCUUGAGUCUGGCAAUUGUUUAGAUAUUUUAGAGCAGAUAAAUAUGUCUGAAUAUGUCUGAAAUACACCCUGUGACUCUUUAGGAAAGUUAACCAAACAAACAAUUGAUUAUAUAAUAUUGAUCCAGUAAUAUAUACGAGUCAGUAGCCUUCAGUGUCGUUACAGUUGCAGUACAGAAAUUUAUUUCAAGGAUUCUACAAGCCGAACUGGCCUGACUUAAAAAAUACAAUGAAACACAUUUCUGCAAGCACCAUUAUUGUAAUCAUUCUAACCUUUGGCCCAUUAACUUUUGUUAGAGGAGAAAAAAUACUAUUUUUCUUUGGAGGAGGAAGUUACAGUCACAAGCACAGCGUUUGGCCAUGGACAACGGCUUUGGCCAGCCGUGGUCACGAUGUAACUUUCAUAUCCGCACAUGCAAAAUCACCGUCAAACCAUCCGAAUAUUUCUGACCUCUCGUCCAACACUCUCACGCAGUUGAUGAGCCAGUCCUACGAUGUUGAUCGAUUUCAGCAGAGGGAGAGAGGAGAGAGUCAAAAUAUCUUGACCACUUACAGCUCAAUUUCUGUGCAGAUUUGCGAAACGGUGAUCCUGCGGUCUGAACACGACCCCAUUCUGCAAAAGCUAAUCUACAACGAAAGUUUUGAUUUGGUGAUCAUCAACAUCAUUUUUGGCGAAUGUGGUUUCAUUUUUGCGCAUCGUUAUAACGCCAAAAUUAUUGUGUUUGAUGCAAGUGUUCCUCUGCCAUGGUUUAACGACGUGUAUGGAUACCAAGCCGAUUCAUCCUGGAUUCCAGACAUCAUCAUGAAGUAUGAAAACAUUCCCAUGUCAUUCAUGGACAGGAUGAAAAAUGCUUUGUGGCCAGCUUACUGGUACUGGGAUAGACACGCAGUCAUGUAUCCAGAAUUUGACAGAAUUGCAAAACAAGCAUUUCAUUCACAAGAUAUCCCACCCUUUGAAGAGCUUGAAAAAAAUGUCAGCCUCGUUGUUGUUAAUUCGCAUCAUUCCUUCGAUUUUGCAUAUACGUUACCUCCGUGCGUAGUGCAGGUUGGAGGAAUGAAUGCGUACUUGCCAGAAAAAGCGAUUCCAGAGAAAUAUUUAAAAUUCAUGGAUGAUGCUGGGCCAGCGGGUGUGGUUUUAAUCUCGUUUGGUUCGACUGUGAAUUUGGAGAAAAUUGACCCAUAUUAUAGCAAGAUUUUUUUCGAAGUGAUCAAAAAGCAUAAAAAUGUACGAUUUAUUCUAAAAUGGAGUGGCCCGUAUCCAAAUGGAUAUGAAGAUGGGUUGGACAACUUACUGACCGAUAAGUGGCUCCCACAAAGAGAACUUUUAAGACAUCCCAAGCUCAAAACUUUUGUGACUCAUGGUGGCUUGAAUUCAAUUCAGGAAGCGACAUUUUACGGGAUGCCAAUGAUUGUGAUGCCUCUAUUUGCAGAUCAGGACUACAAUGCGUAUCGAAUUGAUGCCCAGCAAGUAGGAUUCAGAAUAGAAAUUAAAGAUUUAACUUUUCAACGGAUGGAUGAAGCACUAGACAAAAUAUUGUCGGACAAAACUUAUCAGAAGAACAUGGCAGUAAAAGCCAGGAUUUUCCGGGACAGACCUCAAAACCCUCUAGAGACGGCCGUGUACUGGACGGAAUUUGUUAUACGAAAUGAUGAUGUGACAUCAUUGAAACCUAUGAAUUCUCAUUUAAACUGGUACCAGCGCAGAUUGUUAGAUGUGUAUUUGGUCUAUGCAGUAGUAAUUUCUCUAUCAAUGACCUUUGUGAGCUACCUGAUUUUUAUAAUUAUAAAACGGGGAUUGAAAUUUAAUGCAUCACGAGUAACACCUACCAAAUUAAAGAAAAAGAUUUUGUAGUAUAAGUAGUGACAAAUUUAUUUGACCAUAAAAAAAUAAUACAUUUGUGCGGCUUACGGUACAAUUGUUUGGAAUUAAUAACUACAUAAUAAAUAAUUCUCAGUUGUAUAAUAUA
Folsomia candida is the source of this 2254-nucleotide messenger RNA. Its product is annotated as UDP-glucuronosyltransferase 1-5. The transcript has 8 exons. Gene Ontology annotation, molecular function: UDP-glycosyltransferase activity. The record is from RefSeq and is a predicted model, not a curated record. Lineage: Eukaryota; Metazoa; Arthropoda; Collembola; Entomobryomorpha; Isotomidae. The coding region runs from base 517 to 2139 and encodes 540 amino acids.